AUGCCAGGAUCCAGCGGCAGUAUGACGGCGUCCGAAGGGGACCAGCCGUGGACCCUCCAGGCCCCGGGCCUCCCCAAGGCCGACCACCUCCCCGACUUCCAGCCGCGGCGUCUUGGCAUUACCUGGAAGAACCUCACCGUCAAGGCCGUGGCCGCUGAUGCCACCAUCCAUGACAACUUCAUGUCCCAGUACAACGUGGCCCAGAAGCUGCGCGACGCCCGGAGGAAGCCCGCGCUCAAGACCAUCCUCGACAGCAGCCAUGGCUGCGUAAAACCCGGCGAGAUGCUGCUGGUGCUCGGGCGCCCUGGGUCCGGGUGCACGACGCUGCUCAGCGCGCUCUCGAACCGGCGCCGGGGCUACUCCAGCGUCGAGGGUGAUGUCCACUAUGGCUCCAUACCUGCUGCCGACGCCGGGCCGUACCGCAGCCAGAUCGUCAUGAACACCGAAGACGAGCUCUUCUUUCCGUCCCUGACUGUGGACCAGACCAUGGACUUUGCGACACGCCUCAAGCUUCCGAUUGACACCUCUAGGGAUGCCGCCUCGCGCGAGAAGGCACGCAAGGAGACGCGCGACUACCUGCUCGAGUCCAUGGGCAUCGGCCACACGCACAGCACCAAGCUCGGCAACGAAUUCAUCCGCGGCGUGUCUGGUGGUGAGCGCAAGCGCGUAUCCAUCGUCGAGUGCAUGGCCACGCUGGGGUCCGUGUUCUGCUGGGACAACAGCACACGCGGGCUCGAUGCCAGCAAGAUCAAACCGGGGCGUGAGGCGACCUUCCCCCGCAACGCAGACGCGCUCAAGGCUCAAUACGAGGCCUCGGCCAUCUUCCCUCAGAUGCAGGCCGAGUACAGCUACCCGACGAGCGACGGUGCCAAGGAGAACACGCAAGCUUUUCAGCAGAGCGUGGCCGCUGAGAAGCAUAGCCUCCCCAAAGACAGCGCCUUGACAGUCAGCUUUCCCAUGCAGGUGAUGGCCUGCGUGAAGCGGCAAUACCAGAUCGUCUGGGGCGACAAGGUGACCUUCAUCCUCAAGCAGGCCUUCACCAUGAUGCAGGCUGUCAUCAUGGGCUCUCUAUUCUACAACGCCCCCGGGAAUUCGGGCGGCGUCUUUCUCAAAGGCGGUGCCCUCUUCUUCUCCCUCCUCUACAACUCGCUACUUUCCAUGAGUGAGGUGACGUCGUCUUUUAAUGGCCGGCCGAUUCUAGUCAAGCACAAGCUGUUUGGCUUCUACCACCCCGCGGCCUUCUGCAUCGCUCAGAUCGCCGCCGACAUCCCGCUCAUCCUGCUCCAGGUCUCGGGCUUCAGCGUCAUUUUGUAUUUCAUGGUCGGCUUCACCGCGACCGCGACGGCCUUCUUCACGUACUGGCUCGUCCUGGUGGUGGCAACCAUGUGCAUGACCGCUCUCUUCCGCGCCAUCGGCGCCUCCUUCUCCAAGUUCAACGGCGCUGCCAAGAUCUCCGGGCUCACCAUCACUUCGGCCAUGAUGUACACGGGCUACAUGAUCCACAAGACCCAAAUGCACCCCUGGUUCGUGUGGUUGUACUGGAUCAACCCAAUCGCCUACGCCUUCAACGCGCUGCUCUCCAACGAGUACCACGGCAAGACGAUCGACUGCGUCGGCAAUAGCCUGGUGCCCAACGGCCCCGGCUACGACGACCCGGCCCACCAGUCCUGCGCCGGCGUCGCCGGGGCGAAGCAGGGCCAGACCUGGUACACUGGAGACGACUACCUGGAGGCGCUGACCUACAGCUACGGCCACAUCUGGAGGAACGUGGGUAUUGUCCUGGCCUGGUGGGCUCUCUACGUCACCAUCACCGUCGUUUCGACCAUGCGCUGGCGCGCGGCGUCCGAGGCCGGCUCCACGUUGCUGAUCCCCCGCGAGCGCGCCAGGCUCGUCCCCGCGGAGCUGCGGGACGAAGAGGCCGCGACUGGCGAGAAGUUGCCGUCCUCGGCCGUCGGCGACCACGACGCGGCUGAGAAGGUCCUCAUCAAAAACACGUCGCUCUUCACGUGGAAGAACCUGUCGUACACGGUCAAGACGCACGAAGGUGACCGGCUCCUUCUCGACAACGUGCAAGGCUGGGUCAAGCCGGGCAUGUUAGGCGCACUAAUGGGCUCGUCAGGGGCCGGCAAGACGACGCUGCUUGACGUGCUAGCCCAGCGCAAGACCGAGGGCACGAUCCGCGGCUCCAUCCAGGUCGACGGCCGCCCGCUACCCAUCUCCUUCCAGCGCUCGGCUGGCUAUUGCGAGCAGCUUGACGUACACGAGCCGUUCGCCACGGUACGCGAGGCCCUCGAGUUCUCGGCCCUCCUCCGCCAGCGCCGGGAUGUCCCGCGCGAGGAGAAGCUCCGAUACGUGGAUACCAUCAUCGACCUUCUUGAGCUGAAUGACCUCGCCGACACGCUGAUCGGGCAGCCUGGCGCCGGCCUAACCAUCGAGCAGCGGAAGCGUGUGACCAUCGGCGUUGAGCUGGUCGCAAAGCCGAGCAUCCUCAUCUUCCUCGACGAGCCUACCUCGGGUCUCGACGGGCAGUCGGCGUAUAAUACGGUGCGUUUCCUACGCAAGCUUGCCGACGUCGGCCAGGCCGUGCUCGUCACAAUCCAUCAGCCGUCGGCCCAAGUCUUCUCCGUCUUUGACACGCUCCUGCUUCUGGCUGGCGGCGGCAAGACGGUCUACUUUGGCGAUAUCGGCGAGAGCGGCCGGACCGUUCGCAACUACUUCGAUCGCUACGGCGCCCCGUGCCCCGAGGAGACCAACCUCGCCGAGCACAUGAUCGACGUCGUGUCUGGGUCUCUUUCGCAGCGCAAAGACUGGAGCGAGGUGUGGCUCGCCUCCCCCGAACAUGCAGCCGUGACCGCGGAGCUCGACCACAUCACGGCGGAGGCGGCCUCGCUCCCGCCCAAGACGACCGAUGAUGGCUUCGAGUUUGGUACGCCGUUGUGGACGCAGAUCAAGCUGGUGACGCAGCGGACGAGCCUGUCGCUGUACCGCAACACCGACUACAUCAACAACAAAGUCGCGCUGCACACCUUUGGCGCGCUCUUCAACGGCUUCACCUUCUGGCAGAUCGGCGAGUCGGUCACGGACCUGCAGAUGCGCCUCUUUACCGCCUUCAACCUCAUCUUCGUGGCGCCCGGCGUCAUCAACCAGCUGCAGCCGCUCUUUAUCCAACGUCGCAACAUAUUCGAGACGCGUGAGAAAAAGUCCAAGAUGUACUCGUGGGUGGCUUUCGUGACCGGGGUAGUCGUGUCCGAGGUGCCGUAUCUCUGCGUCUGCGCGGUCCUCUACUUCUUCUGCUGGUACUACACCGUCGGCUUCCCCCACCACGUGAGCAGGGCCGGCUCCAUCUUCUUCGUCGUGCUCAUGUUUGAGUUCAUCUACACGGGCAUCGGCCAGUUCGAGUCGGCCUGCGCACCCAACGAGCUCUUUGCCGCACUCAUCAACCCCAUCGUCAUCGGUACCCUGAUGUCCUUUUGUGGCGUGCUGGUGCCGUACGAACAGAUCCAGGCCUUCUGGCGGUAUUGGCUCUACUGGCUCGACCCCUUCAACUACCUCAUGGGCGGCAUCCUGGUCUUCGCCAUCUGGGACACCAAUGUGACCUGCACGUCGAGCGAGCUCGCCCUCUUCAACCCUGUCAACGGCACUUGCGGCGAGUACCUCGCUAGCUACCUGCAGGAGAUGGGCCAGGGUGCCAUCCUGUUGAACCCUGAUGCCACGACUCAGUGCGAAGUGUGCCCGUACAGCAGCGGCAGCGUGUACCUGAAGAACAUAAACCUGCACGAGUACUACUACGGCUGGCGGGACGCGGGCAUCGUCGUUAUUUACGCGAUCAGCUCGUACGCCCUGGUGUAUCUCUUAAUGAAGCUGAGGACGGGGGCCUCCAAGAAGGCCGUGUUGGAGUGA
This is a messenger RNA of Chaetomium globosum CBS 148.51, 3900 nucleotides long. RefSeq lists its product as uncharacterized. NCBI's taxonomy places the organism in Eukaryota, Fungi, Ascomycota, Sordariomycetes, Sordariales, Chaetomiaceae. Gene Ontology annotation, biological process: transmembrane transport. The record is from RefSeq and is a predicted model, not a curated record. The transcript has 3 exons. Bases 1 to 3900 code for a protein of 1299 amino acids. Gene Ontology annotation, molecular function: ATP hydrolysis activity; ABC-type transporter activity; ATP binding. Gene Ontology annotation, cellular component: membrane.